Molecule: messenger RNA, 983 nt
Organism: Perkinsus marinus ATCC 50983
Lineage: Eukaryota; Perkinsozoa; Perkinsida; Perkinsidae
Exons: 6
Coding region: 3-626 (207 amino acids)
Source: RefSeq, a predicted model, not a curated record
CUAUGGUGUGGCACGUAGCCAUCUGCAAAGAAGCCCGUGACGCUAGAUUCGGCCUCAAGCUUGCCGAGUGCACUAUAGCUCAGAAUGAGGUACUGGUUGUCACUGAAGAUCCUAUCAUCAACCUUCCUGCCGAUCGAGCUAACUCUGAUCUACCACCGGAUCGAUGCAUCAGACGUGGAUGCUUAGUCUUGGCCUCCAACUACACACGUAACGACAAUCGUAAAGCCACUAUGGUCUGGAUGAGGGACCGCACUGUUGUUGCCCAAGUGACCUCUAUGCUUGAUCCUGAUAAACCCUCUUGGCUUACUAUGGCUGCCUUGAAAAGAGAUCUCCCUCACAAGGUGUAUGUCGAGCUGUUUAUUGAUUCCCAAGAUACUCCUCUGAAGGGCGAUACUCAGUACAAGUCCGCCGACCUCACCCCAACUACAGUCUCGAGCCGUUCUGCCGUUCUGGACGAUGGUGUUCCAGACAGCAGCGACGGUGAGGAAGACUUCGGUCUUCUACAAGAAAAACGCCAAUCUCUCUUGAGGAGCCUCAAGCGUCGGUAUCUGACCACUGAACUUGGCCGUUUCUUCCACCGUGGGAAGAUUGGUCCCAACGGUUCGUAUAACAGCAUGAAGUUCUAAGCAUAGACUUGCUUCCAGACUUUGUGCAUAUUCUCCCAUCAUCAUCGAUCCGUGUGCUUCUUCCGUGUAUUAAGUGCAUGCUAUCUAUUUCAACAGCGUCUCACAGUUUGUAUACUGUAUAGUAAUUGCGAACUCUAUAGGAAUACCUGAGCCUUCGUAUUUACGUAAGUUAUCGUCUCAUCAUACUCCACUGCUAGUACAUACUCUUGACUGACCGUAUACUACUACCUUUAUCGCGUCUCGCAUGAUGCAUAGUUUGACUGGAAGGAGCAAGACAGUAACUACUGUCUGAUAUUUGAUUGAUAUUAAGUAUUCCCGUGAUCAUUGUUAUCAUACUCCAACAGUAGGGGACAUCAG